GUAUUAUAUGAGAACACAGCACGAGUGAGACAGAAACCGGAUAUUUUAGCAGAACUGGUGGUGUGAAGGCCAGAGACAGUUGACUUUUGAGGUUUGUUGGUUGAUCAGGAUUCGGCUUGUUCUUUCUUUUCUACUAUUUGUUUUGUGCAAGAAGGAAUGCUGUGUAUUUGAGUCAGUUAAUAAGACACCACACAUCCUCCACAUUGCUAGAAGUUUGUUUUCAAUCCAGUCACAUAAUCUUAUUUGCAGCAUUAGAAAUUCUGAACCUUUUAGCUUUACACCGUGUCAAGUAUGUCCGAGGAUCAUAUUCAUUUUUCAUCUUCUGUGGAUGAUGACUUUUCGAAAAUUGGUGGACCAUUUUCUUCAAACUCACAAAUGCUUUCUAGCUCUAAAGAGCAGCAAAUAAUCCGAGACAUCGACGAUCAGGCUAUCAAGGCAAAUGACGCUAUACAUAAUGCCAACUCGAGCUUUGUUCUACCGCCGAAGAUAAUUUCUUCAUUUACUUCCCCAUCUUCUCCCAUGGAAGUCACAGAGAAAAACUACGAUCUGCCCUCACAGUCUUCCAAUGACUGUUUGCUCACAGCAACUAAUGAUGUGAAUCAACUGAAUCAAUUAUUGAGCAUGAACAAAAAUACGAGUAAGAGAGCUUUCAAUGAUUCAGAUUCUGCUGACCACAUUAAAAGACAACAAGUUGAUAGCGUUGUCAGUGUUGAUACCGAUAUUCCGAUUAGUUUUGAUACAAAUGAAUUAAAACUUAAAGAUGGUUUAGAGGAUGUCAGUCACGAUCAAAACAGUUACGAUCUCAACUCUACUAAUUUUAGUAUCAAGUUCGAAGGUUUAGACUCGGUCGACACACCAAACUCAAUGACUUCCGAUUCUGUAAUGACGGAAACUGCUAAUGGUAGUCCAUCGAGUUUCCAUAGAAACGGGAGUGAUCUUGCCAAAUCUAAAGUAAUAAAGUUUACCCCAAACAGAACGACUGAAAACAUAAAAAAACCACACUUACUGUUGACAAAUCCAAAUUCGAAAAAGUCCAAACGAGAGCCAACCAAAGGCCCUCCAAAAAAUUCAAGGUUUUUCAAAGUUUACAGUUUAGAUGGCUCGAAAACAUCAAAGCCUUCAUCAAUCCACCAUUACAAUCCUUAUAGAUAUCCACAGAAUAGAAGUAAAUUGAAUCCUCACCCUGAUUUUAUUCGCAAUAAGAAAGAUGAUCCAAUAACAGGUCCUAUAAAGGUUCCAGAUGUUUCAAGUACUGAAACUGUGCAAGCUCUAGCCAAUGAGGUGAUUGACUCAGUAUCAAAGUAUGAAAACAAGAUUCCUGAAUUGAAACCCUCCAUUGAAGAGUUUGAAGACAUUUAUUCCUAUAUAACCUCAAUUAAAGAGAUAGGUGAAAAAUACGGAGCUGUUAAAAUUGUUCCCCCAAAGGAAUUCUCUCCCAAAUUUGCGAUUAAUCUUGAAUCCUUCUGGAUUAAAUCUAAGAGGCAACUGUGGAGAUCGCCUUCUGAGGAGCUUAAUGCAAGGUGUGAGUUCUACAAACAGUUGAAAGACUGUUUGAAAGAAACAGGAUCAAUAUCCAUCAACAAAUUACCAUGCAUAGACAAACGUGCAAUUGAUUUGUAUCGUUUAUAUAGAGUUGUCAAAUUGCGUGGUGGUUUCGAGAAUUGCUGCAAUGAUAAACUCUGGGCACAAAUAGGCCGUGAAUUAGGAUUCUACGGUAAAAUUAGCAGUUCUUUAUCCUCUUCAAUUAAGUCAGUUUAUCAAAAAUACAUAACACCAUGGGAAAUUAGCAACAAAGACAAAAAUCAGGAUUUUCUGAAUUUAGCCAGAAAUGAUGAAAAGAAUAGUCUUCCUCUUGCACCUGGGACUAUUUCUGCUCCAAAUAUUCCUGUUAUAUUGGGUUCCUCCGCACCUAUGUUAAGAAACAGAAACACCUUGAUAAACGCUGGAUUUUCAACUUAUUACGACCAAGCUACCACACAAAAAAAAGGUGUUACUUUGAAUGAUUUGCAAACUUUACCUGAUUUCGAUUUCUACCAUUGGAGUGAUCCAUUAUCAGUAGAUGAUACAAACCCUACUGAGCUAAAAAUUUCAUCACUGUAUACAUUAAAACAAUUUUAUGACAAGAGCAGAAUUUUAAAAAGUCAGGUUCUAAACAAAUUUUUUGAGUCUGAACACUAUAAAUUCGAGAAUUUGGACUACUUGGAGUCUACUUUUUGGAAGUUGCUAGAAAACCCAGAUGUAAUGUUUGAAACAGAAGUUGCCAUGGGUCAAAGCACCAACAUACACGAUUCGAGUUAUGAAAAUAGAUUUUUAUCCGAAAAAAAUGGAGAUUUAUCUGAUUCUAUCUUAGGCUCAUUGAAUUUCAACAAUACUACAGUUGCGGAUGGAUCCGUUUUACAAUAUGUUAAUUGCGACUCAGAUUCAAUUUAUCAUUCUUCGCUCAAUUUUUCAAUGUUCUAUGGUACUCAAUCAUGGUGUUUGGAAGAUCAUUGGUUUUACAACAUUGACUAUCAUUAUUUAGGUGAUGCCAAAUCUGUGUACGUUAUACCACCGGAGUACCAAGAGCAAUAUGAAUCCCUUAUCAAAUCCCAGCUUCAAGCAAGAAGCAAGGAAGGUGAGAAAACAGCUGAAACCUACAAAUUGUUUGAGAAGGAAAUUGCGAACUACGAUAUAUACACUGCCUGCUUAGAAAAUCAGGUUUGUUACGAUAUGAAUUUGCCAAGAUCUAGGCCAAAUGACUUAGGAUUUGAACCGCUGAUAGAAAAUAAUUCUACCCCUACUAGAUUCAAUGGGGAUAUAAUGUUUUCGCCUGAAUAUCUAAAAGAGAACGGAAUACCUGUUUACCAUGCGUACCAAGAAGUAGGGGACAUUAUAAUAAAGUUCCCUAAAGCUUACACGUCAUACUUCUCACUGGGAACUAGCGUAACAGAGUCUGUUAAUAUUGCGAACACCGAUUGGUUGAAAGAGUCCCUCAAUGUAUCGAAAUGGCUGCAAAAGCAGCAAAUUCCCCCAAGGUUUUCCACUUUUGCAAUGCUUCUAACCGCCUCUAGAGAAUCGAAAGAUAUUAAGCUUUUGAGCGGCGUGAAAGAUGUAUUAGAUCAUUUAGUCAAUGACGAGAUCAGGAAAAGAAACGAGAUUCGAAUGUUUCUGAAAGAAAUCAAGUUUAGUGCUGAUUGCAAUGUCAUAAACCAUCUUAACGAAAUAAAAGAUCAAGAAAACGAUACAGGCAUUUCUCAAGAUAUGGCGGAGAAUGACGAUGAAACUGUGGGUACCAAGUUAGCCUUUAAGCUUGGAAACUGGAACAAGGUCACCGAUUAUGAUUUAGUUGACAUGUUUCCUACAUUUGUGUGCGCCAAGAAUAUAGCUAAUAAGCAAAGCAACUUCACUAUGUCCUUGGAUGCGUUCCUUACAAGCAUCAAAAGCGACGAUAGCAAGAAAUACGCUUACGAAAUGAUAUCAUUAGUUGACGAUGAAUACCUAUACGAAACUCUUGAUAUACUCAAGGGUAAACUACAAGGAAUGAAAGAGUGGUCGGAAAAAUAUCAUAAGGUUUUGGAUGAGUAUUCAGUUCCACCGCUUGAGAAAAUCUUACCGCUUUUUGAAGAGGGUGAAACGAUUUUUGAUCAAAAAAAUUUUAAGUUCGGCCAACUGGAUGAGACAGAGAGACGUAGCUACGAGGAGUUCGUAUAUCUCAGAAGCGAAGUUAAGCGUACGGAAGAGUGGCGAAAAAAGGUAAAUUACUUUUUAGGUCUCAAGAACCAAGGAGUGGGUGAAUUACUUCCAUUCUCUGAUUUCAAGAAAAUGGCUGAAGAUGCAAGCCUUUUGACGUUGUCAACCAAAGAGGCAACGGACGUUAUCAAUCUUGCCAAUGAAGUUGUAAAAUUUGAGAGACUGGUUGCAGAGCCAUUGAGUAAAGGCAAGGACCAGCUGGAUUUGGACGAGUUGAAAAAGCUUCACAUAAUUGGCAGUGAGAUUCGAGUUGAGCUGGAGUCAUUCAAGGUAUUGGAUAAAGUUGUCAAAAGGAAUAGCUGGAUCGAUAGUGUUCAGAAUAAGGAAAUCAACAAUCUUGAAGGUCUCAAAGGAGUCAUCGAGGAGGGGAAAAAACUCUCACCUUCCAAUGAGGGCGAUGUCAAACUUUUACAAGAUUUGGAAGAUAAAUACAAGAAGGCUAACGAAAUCAAUGAGAAAUACCAGGAACUGAAGCAAAGCCAGCGGAAGAUUUCCAUUGACGAGCUCAAGAAGUUGCACGAAGAAAGUAAGGACGCACCUUUACACGAGAUCAGAGAGUUUACCGGGAGAAUGAUCAAAGAACAUGAUUUCAUUACCGUCAAUAUCUCACCUUUCAUCAAGUUGCUUCGGGAGAAGGAUAAUGUUUUGGCAGCAGAGAAGGAACUUCCUGAGAAAGUUGAGGUUUUCUUGAGAUAUCACGAGCAAAUCAACAAGAGCAUGUCUGUUGAAAAUAUCGAGAACAGUAUUUGGGGGCUCACAAAUUACGAAGACCUCGAAGAUGACGGCAACUUUUUGAAGCAGCAGAUUAUCGAAGGGCCAGAGGAGAUUACGCGAGAGAUCAACGAGAACUUCCAGAGUCUUUUGCUUUUCGGCAAGGACGACUUCAACUUCAGCAACAUGAACAAGUCGGACUGCCUCAACUACCUUGCGUCGUACAACAUGGACUUGUUGAACUCGAACGAAGACCGGUACUGCGUGUGCCGCCAGAUGCAUGAGGGCAACAUGGUUGAAUGCGAGAACUGCAAGCAGUGGUUCCACUUCAACUGCAUCGGCUAUGUCAGCAACGGAGGCCAGGACGACAGCAGCAAGUACGUCUGUCCGCUUUGCGACUACGAGAACAAGUAUCCGACGACCCACAAGUUCUACGCCGACGUGUCAGCGAAGAUCAAGUUCGAGCAGCUCCUGGAGUUUGCCACCCGUAUGAUGAAGGAGUGCUCCAUCCUGACUGACUACGAGGUCACCUUUCUCCGCGUGGUGAAUAAGUUUUACGGCUUCUACCGGCAGGUCGUAAGUUCCGGGGUCGUGAAGCUCGUGAGGCCUGCAGACGGCGGCCCCGAGCAACUGGUUGUUGUCGAGAACGACGUAGGCACGCUCCGCCGACUCCUCCAGAAGAUCGGCGCCUGCACGAUCAACUACGACGGGCUGCACCGCAUGCUCCGUGAACAGUACUGCCAGCUCUGUGUUGCCGCCCGGGGCGGUGCAGAAGAUGGCCCUGCUGCAACGCCAACGGCGGGUUUGGCACAUCUCCAGCAGCACGCGGGACCAUCCCCCGAGCACUAGCGGUGUCUCCCCCCCCUUGUGUACAGUAUGUAUUGUAACGUGUAUCGAAGACGAACCUCACGACCAUCAUGGCAGAGACAAAGCAGCCGUUAUUGUCAUGCCUGUGGUGGCACAAUGGCCUUGCGGCCCGACGUCCCGACGCCGGAGAGGGGCUCGCACGAAAUGAAAAGCGGGGCAGGCCGA
This is a messenger RNA of Pichia membranifaciens NRRL Y-2026, 5472 nucleotides long. RefSeq lists its product as hypothetical. NCBI's taxonomy places the organism in Eukaryota, Fungi, Ascomycota, Pichiomycetes, Pichiales, Pichiaceae. Gene Ontology annotation, molecular function: DNA binding; histone H3K4me/H3K4me2/H3K4me3 demethylase activity. The transcript has a single exon. The coding region runs from base 292 to 5289 and encodes 1665 amino acids. Gene Ontology annotation, biological process: chromatin remodeling. Gene Ontology annotation, cellular component: nucleus. The record is from RefSeq and is a predicted model, not a curated record.